AUGUCCGACGUUCCCCAGGACGUGCUGGAUGGUAUAUCCGGCACCCUCGCGAAAGAGGGUGACCUGAUACAGAUGAUCCUGCUCACCUUCAUCUCACUAUCAUGCUACAACGUCGCAGAACUGGUCGUGCUCGUGGCAGCGACGUUCCGACGGUGGCGCGGGCUCUACUUCUGGUCCUUGCUCACCACAGGCUGUGUGGGCGUCGUCCCUUACUCAAUUGGCUUCCUGAUGAAGUUCUUUACCCAGUCCGACUCGGUGCUGUCGGUGACCGUAUUGACCAUCGGGUGGUGGACAAUGGUGACCGGGCAAUCGGUCGUGCUGUACUCACGACUGCACCUUGUGCUGCGGGACGAGCGCAUUUUGCGACGGGUGCUGCGGCUUAUCGUCGCAAACGUUUUUCUUCUGCAUGUGCCGACCACGAUCUUAACCUAUGGGGCGAACAUCGUGCGCACCGGCGAUGUGGCCUGGGUGAAUGGGUACAACGUCAUGGAGAAGAUUCAGCUGACCGGAUUCACGAUCCAAGAGAGUCUUCUGUCGACGCUGUAUGUGAUUGAGACAGUCAAGCUUCUACGUCUUGGGGCGGACGUCUCUUCACGCCCAGAUGCACGGGGCAUCAUGUACCAGUUGAUUGGGAUCAACUGCGCGAUUAUCGCAAUGGAUUUGCUCCUUUUGAGUCUCGAAUAUGCGGAUUUCUAUGCCGUGCAGAUCACCCUGAAGGGGUUUGUGUACUCGCUCAAACUCAAGCUUGAAUUUGCUGUGCUUGGUCGUUUGGUCGAUCUUAUUCAAGGUUCUAGACACCCUAUCUCAAUCGCUAUUGCCGAUACGUUCCCGCUCUCUUCGAUGCAGAGACCGCCUGAAACGCCUGACCAGACUGAGGAUACGCGUUAUGAGCAAGCUGAGCCAAAGGAUUUUUUGGCUCCACCUGACGGAGACCGGGUUGUUCAAAGGGGGAUCCUUGUGGAGUCUGACAGGGCGGGAUGA
Penicillium bovifimosum is the source of this 981-nucleotide messenger RNA. RefSeq lists its product as uncharacterized. NCBI's taxonomy places the organism in Eukaryota, Fungi, Ascomycota, Eurotiomycetes, Eurotiales, Aspergillaceae. Bases 1 to 981 code for a protein of 326 amino acids. The record is from RefSeq and is a predicted model, not a curated record. The transcript has a single exon.